Molecule: messenger RNA, 483 nt
Organism: Cinclus cinclus
Lineage: Eukaryota; Metazoa; Chordata; Aves; Passeriformes; Cinclidae
Product: proline-rich protein HaeIII subfamily 1-like
Exons: 3
Coding region: 1-483 (160 amino acids)
Source: RefSeq, a predicted model, not a curated record
AUGAGGAGACCGGUCCCAAAGGAUCUCCGGCCCACGGGACACCUGAAGGGUCGUGAUGGAGAGAAGCCACCGUGGGAUGUCCAGGAGCUGGGAACGUCACCGAGGCCGCCGUCGCCUCCCGCCUGGGCCCCUCCCGUGGUACCCAGAGCUGCCCCGAGGACCACCGGCAUCGCAUUCCCCAUCCCAGUGGCCCCCGCUUCCCCCCGCUUCUCACCCCCCCGGGACGGCACAACGAGCAACCAAAGGCAGCGAGGCGGGAAGCAGCAGGGACCCCCGGGCCAGAGACCCCCAGAACGCUCUGGGGGGGACCCGGUGUCCGGGCGCGGCAAGAUUGAGCGAGGGGGGUCACAGCCUCCCCCCCACCUCCACCCCAUCGGCUUCAUCCCCGGGGUCCAGCUGGCGCAGCAGGGAAUGGCAGCAGGUGCCUUCUUGCCGCCUCUCCCUGCUGUGCCCGCUGCCGAGCAGGGGCCCGACAGCCCCUAA